AAUUUGAUAUUCACAGAUCCGAAGAGUAACACAGUUGUCAGAGUAUUAUUUUGCUUUUAGUUAUCAGUUACCAUCAAUAAUUAAUUAUCGUGAUCGUGAUUACAAAUUAAAUAUUACGUCGAUAAUAUUCCGUAAUAUUUCUUUAAUAUAUUUGUGGAGAAACUUAAGUGACAAACGGUGUAAUUGAAAAAAAUGUUAUAAAUAAUAUUAUUUAAUUGUACUUUCAACUUUCUGAUAACGAUGGAAGUCUCGUGAGUCGUUGCAAUACCUUACAAACUACUCAAGUAAAUUAACAAAUAAUAUGUCGUCUGGAUAAUAUUACUUUGGAAAGUGAAACUUCAAGACGCCACAAUGCACAUGUGGAUGUGGUCCGGGUACAACCUGGGCGAGUUCCUGUUCUCGGGUCUCGUCAUAGACACGCGGUGGGCCUUCGGUCUCACAUGGAUUGUGCUGUUCUUCGUCGCGGUGCUCUUUGAAGGCUCUAAGGUAUAUUUAGCACAAGUACAACGCGAAGCACACAAUAAACUAUACCCAUACAGAUCCGACGAGAGGAGGACCUUAUUAUGCGACAGGGAGCAGGGCAACCUCAUGGAGCCUACGACGAGUCGCAACGCCAGCACCGGCCAGGUCAGCCGCUGGGCAUCGUUCAGGGUCAGGACCCUGGUGAACUCUCAUCAGUCCCUGGUGUUCCUGGCACACAACGUGGUCGGCUACCUGCUGAUGCUGGCGGUAAUGUUGUACAACGUUCACUUGCUGCUCGCCGUCGUCUUCGGAAUGAUGCUCGGCUAUUUCUUAUUCGGGACCAAGUUGACGCGGCUGCAGAUGCAGUGCUUCAGGACAAAACGCGUCGUCAUAUGUACGCCGGAAUGCGAUGACACUGCUGACAACACUACCCCACCGCACCUUGAAUCUGGCUCGGAGACGGAUAUGUUCAUCUGUCAGACUCGCACGUGUAUUCAGCCCUCACACUAUUUCCCGUCGAGCUCAAGCGAGCAACCAACUUGCUACUACGGCGCCGCUGCCUGUCCAUCCAGAGUUGCCAGAGCGAAAAAAAUGCAAGCCACGCCCGGUACGUCCCACUGCCAUCACGCGGAGAGCGAGAAGGAAGAUACCCCGAGUGUAGAAGACGUUCAAUUGCUACGAACAGAACGCCAGGGUUGCUGCAAGAAGAAACAGGAACCACCACCCGAGGUAACCUGUUGUAAGUCUACGCAAGAUGUAGUCGUCCACGAGCCAGAUGAAGAGUCUAUCGGGAAUGAAACAAGAGAAUCACAAGAGAGAGAGGAUAGUCCUCAAGUCACAUGUUGUCACAACACUAAAACGCCGUCCGAAAGCCAAGAACAAAUAAUGUAGUCAUAGAAAUAUAAUCGAAAAGUAUUUAAAAAAAUGCGUAAUGUAGAUUGUAAUUACGUAAUUAUUCAUAUAUUUUAUUUACAUAUCAUAAAUUAGAAUUUUAAAUAUUGUUAUCUAAUCGAAUUUAUUUUUAAUUGCCUUAUUAAAUAGGUGCUACGUUAUAGGAUGCUACUGCCAUAGUAUUUUUUUUAAUUAACAUAAAUUGACAAUAUUUAAAGGUUUAGAUAAUUUGAGAGAGAGAUAUACUUCCUAAAAGCAGACUAAGUCUAGAUUAAAAUUUUAAUUAAGUAGGCAACUACAAUACUGUCAGUGUGACUCGUGGAGCUUUGAAACAAAUACGCCUUUUUGUAUAUAACUUUAAAAUCAACUAUUUAGUAAAUAACAUUGUUGAGACUGUAUGUUCGCAAAUUUGUUAUAAUUUUGUUUAUAAAGUAUUAUAUAUUUUAUACGUAUUUCUAUGAAGAGCUAUAAUUAUACAAAGUGACAUCGCUGUUUUUCACAUAAAAUGUGCCUUGUCUUGCCAAUUGCCAAAUUAUUCUAAAUUGUUGAGUAACUGUUUUUGUAUAUUAUGUUCUGUAGAUAUAUUUGUUUCUUAGAGGAAUGAAAUUUGUUGCAAUAAAAAUGACAAUAUUUUUUAUCACGUUUUUUUUACUACGUCACACGUUAAGCGUCGUAUUUUGCAAACGCAAAGUUCAUAAGUUCGAAUCUGAUGAAAUGGGCAAAUGAGUGUUACAUUCAUCAAUCGCAAUUGAUGAAUCUACUCUGAUUACCUCGUCUACAUCAGUCGUGAUCAUAUUUUGUCCCAGAGAAAUCCAGCUU
Achroia grisella is the source of this 2172-nucleotide messenger RNA. RefSeq lists its product as uncharacterized. The record is from RefSeq and is a predicted model, not a curated record. The coding region runs from base 352 to 1353 and encodes 333 amino acids. NCBI's taxonomy places the organism in Eukaryota, Metazoa, Arthropoda, Insecta, Lepidoptera, Pyralidae. The transcript is spliced from 7 exons. Gene Ontology annotation, cellular component: plasma membrane. Gene Ontology annotation, biological process: intracellular copper ion homeostasis; copper ion transmembrane transport. Gene Ontology annotation, molecular function: copper ion transmembrane transporter activity.